AUGUCAACAAUAGACUCCUUCCUCCAACAAAUCCAACACGGCAUAACCACCCACAACGGCCGCCGCAUAGCAGACUUUCUCGUCCUAAACUUCGACAAUCUCGACCCAGAGAAGCAGAAACCCUACCAAGAUCUACACAAUGAACUCAACUCGCGCUACCCGACAAACAACAACAACAAGGACGCGCAACUAUCUAACAAGGUCAAGAACAGCUUAUCCUCAGAAGCGUUACGGAGCAUCCAUAGUCCGUUCUGUGAGGCUGUGAUAGGGUAUUUUCGCUAUGUGAGGGAUUUUGCUGGGGAUUCGGGGUUGUUGAAGGCGAGGAAGAUUGAGAGGGUGACGAAACAAUGCAUCGCAGCUCUACGCGAAGACCAGCCUGGUCCAACAAUGAUCCCGGUAGUUCUCUACCUCACCAACGUCCUCCGCCAAAUCUCAAUCAACCUCGAUCGCGACCCUGAAUUGCGCGGCCUCAACAGCGGUGACGGCUCAACUACUUCCUCAAUCGGUGGCAGCGGCGGCGGCGACGACGACAACAUCUCAAUAAGCUACGUCGAGCAAACGGGCAAUACCCUCCGCGAAGCAUUUAUGAAAAUCGUCAAAGUUACAAAUCCAACUAACCGAACAAUACCGCCGGCGCCGGACCACCUCCUAAGCGGUUUGUAUCUCAUGCUUAACUCCUGUAUGCGCAUCUACCAACAUGCUGGGAAGUUACGAAAUUCCGAGUCAAUUCUGCAGCAACUCGAGCUGCGGUGUCCGCCCAUUUCGUUUUAUCCUGCUGCUCAGCGCGUGACGUUCUUAUACUAUUUGGGGUUAUUCUAUUUCACCAGCAAUCAGUUUUACCGGGCUCUGCUGUGUCUUCAGACAGCGUAUGAUAUGUGUCCGAAGCGAGCGUGUAAUACGCAGCGACAGAUGAUAUUGAUUCACUUGCUGGCCACGAAUAUCUGUAUAGGUCGAUUACCGAGAAAUAUACUACUCUAUGAUCUCGCGGCACACCCGAUCUCACGCCCGUUCGCGGAAUUAAACCAGAUCAUCAGAAAUGGUGAUAUUGGACGCUUCCACGUCUUUAUGGAUUACACCCUCCCUUCACCGCUUUCAGAUAGCGCAGACUGGCUUCUGCGCAAACGCGUGCUGCUGCAGUUGAAGAACAGGUGCGAGAUCCUGGUGUGGCGGAGCUUGAUCUACAGAGCUACGAAGUAUGCCGGGUUUCUUGGCUCGAGCGAAGAAGGACGACAAGCUAGCAUGCCAUAUGUACGUUACUCGCACAUCCAUCAAGCUGCGUGCAUCUCGUAUGCGAGGGCGAGACAAAUGGUAUAUGACACGACUGGCGGGUCAGUUGACUUGAACUCUGGCUCAGACAACGAAUAUAUUGACCCUGAGUUCGUGGAUUCCGGAUACAGUAGCGACGAACACGACAAUUACCACGAGGCGGGUGGUGAGGCCUGUUACCAUCAGCCGGAUCACACUGGACUGCACGAUCCGACGCCCGAAGAGAUUAAUGGUGUCUUUUUGUCGUUGAUUUCUCAAGGACUUCUAAAAGGGUUUGUGCACCAUUCUUAUCCGGAUUUAUUACAGUCGAGGUUUGCAAUACCGGGUGUGAGGAGGCCACAGAGUAAAGCUUUUGAUUCCAUAGCGACGCAGGCAGGUCAUACGUGGAAGGAUGUUGGUUUUCCCAGUAUUUUUGAAGUCAUACGAGAAAGAGAAGAGGCCAGUGAUGGUGGAGUGGUCCCAGGAUGGGUUACAGAGGAAAAAGCGAAGAGGAGUGGAGGAAGAGUUAUCAACCUCACGGGUGCGAGGGCUGUUGGUCAGUGA
Messenger RNA from Lithohypha guttulata, 1809 nucleotides. RefSeq lists its product as uncharacterized. Gene Ontology annotation, biological process: poly(A)+ mRNA export from nucleus. The coding region runs from base 1 to 1809 and encodes 602 amino acids. Lineage: Eukaryota; Fungi; Ascomycota; Eurotiomycetes; Chaetothyriales; Trichomeriaceae. The record is from RefSeq and is a predicted model, not a curated record. Gene Ontology annotation, molecular function: double-stranded DNA binding; RNA binding; protein binding. The transcript has 2 exons.